Messenger RNA from Scomber japonicus (chub mackerel), 2016 nucleotides. It is a transcript of the gene prox2, whose product is annotated as prospero homeobox 2. The record is from RefSeq and is a predicted model, not a curated record. Gene Ontology annotation, molecular function: RNA polymerase II cis-regulatory region sequence-specific DNA binding; DNA-binding transcription factor activity, RNA polymerase II-specific. Gene Ontology annotation, cellular component: nucleus. NCBI's taxonomy places the organism in Eukaryota, Metazoa, Chordata, Actinopteri, Scombriformes, Scombridae. The coding region runs from base 1 to 2016 and encodes 671 amino acids. The transcript is spliced from 4 exons. Gene Ontology annotation, biological process: regulation of transcription by RNA polymerase II.
AUGAACCUCAGUCUUCCCGACCAGAACAUGCAUAGCUCCAGCGAAGGCUACCUAGAGGACGACAAACCUGAUGUCAUGUUGCCUUGCUUUCGUAGAAACAUGUGUGAUGAGCCUCUGGCCUCGUACUCAAAUGGAUCCAUCAUCUCUCAACUCCUCCGCAAGACCAUCCACAACAAGAGGGCACUAGAUGAAAGCCAUUUCUUCCUUUCCAGCUCCACUGCCGCUGACUCGGUUCAGGAGGACCAAAGCAGCGUCUCCUCAAAGGACAGCACAGCAGAAGCUUCUUCCCCUGGUGGCCAUGUCUCUACAGGGUGCAGCCCAGAGGGGGAACACCCCAUCACAGACCACCUGCAGGCAAAGAGGGCCAGAGUGGAGAACAUCAUCAGGGUCAUGGCGGGCUCCCCCAACAGCAGGCAGCACGGUGAUAGUGAGAGGUCUGACACCGAAGCCAGGGAGGCCCGAGAAGCGUACAGGGAGAACAAACGCAAACAGCGGUUGCCUCAGCACCAAGAACACAGCGUUGGAGGACCGGCAAGCAGAAGACCUGGAAGCAGCAACAGUGAUAGCUGCAACACCAAGGAUGAGGAGUGUCACAAGCUGAAAGAGCAGCUCCACAGCAUGCAAAGGCUCCUGCGUCAACUCCAGGAAAAGUUUCUUCAAGUGUAUAACCAGGAAGAUCCUGAACAUGAUGACCGAGAUGAGACAGCUGCAGCCAUUGAGUGUGACACCCUGGGGGAAAACACAGAGUCGCAUUACAUCAACACUGAAGAUGAUUUUGAGAGGAAGAAUACCAGAGUAACCUCAGAGUGUAAGGACAGAAUGAAAGUAGUUGGUUAUUUUGUGCACCAAAGAGAAAGUCAGAACCUGCAGGAAACCUUGAAACAUGAGCUCUCCAGGGCUGUGAAUGAUUGUGUGGACAGGGUGUUCAAGAAGGUUUCGUCACCAGGACUGGAUCUGUCCCCUCAGCAGCGCAUGUGCUCAUCCCCAGAAAUGCAGAUCAGCAUGGGUGCAGACAGGAAGAGCCAGCAGGCCAGCUCCAUCCAGGAACAGCCCCAGGCUGAGGAGGCUGCAGUUAAAUCCCGCUCUUUGGAGUAUUAUGAAAGCUCCGAGGCUCAAAGCUCACAGGACCAGACAGAGGCGCUGUCACUGGUGGUCCGCAAACCGACAGUGACCCCUCUGGGCUCAGUCACACCGACCGUGAAGAGGCCCUAUCCAGUCCACCAGACACCAUUUCAGUUCAGCUACAGCACCCCUCUGCACGAUAGCCAGAUCCUGGAGCACCUUCUCAAAUACGGGCCCCAUUCUAACUUUGGCGGUCUCCCAUGCAUGCCCCCAUCAAUGGACAGAACCUCCCCAGACUCAGUGGACCUGCCCUGGGACACCAUUGCAAUGAGGUCCAAAGUGACAUCCAGCCACCUCGGCCACCAUGCUCGUCCCUCCGCCUUGGGGCCAGUGACGGUUGACAAUCUGUGUCUCCCUCAUGUGAAGAUCGAGUGUGCUGAACUGCAGAGCAUGGCUGAACGAAACCCAUACAUGUCUCUCAACAUCCAGGAGGGUCUCACCCCGAGCCAUCUGAAGAAGGCAAAACUCAUGUUCUUCUACACCCGCUACCCCAGCUCCAACGUACUGAAAACCUUCUUCCCUGACGUCAAGUUCAAUCGCUGCAUCACCUCACAGCUCAUCAAGUGGUUCAGUAACUUCAGAGAGUUUUACUACAUCCAGAUGGAGAAGUUUGCCCGCCAGGCUAUUGUGGACGGCAUCAGUGAUGUCAAAGAUAUUACAGUCAGCAGGGACUCAGAGCUGUUCCGAGCACUCAACAUGCACUACAAUAAAGCCAAUGACUUCCAUGUGCCAGACAGAUUCCUGGAGGUGGCUGAAAUUACCUUACAUGAGUUUUACAAUGCCAUCUCUGCAACCAAAGAUUCAGAUCCCUCCUGGAAAAAGGCCAUAUACAAGGUGAUCUGUAAACUGGACAGCGACGUCCCAGAAGAGUUCAAGACAUCUUCCUAUUUAUAG